GCAAAACUGGAGCGCAUCGCGAGUCAUUUACAUAAAUGAUUGUCAUUCGAGUGUAUCGUUUAUUUGUCUCGAUAAAAUUCUAUGUAGUCUGUUAAUUUCUAAAUUUGCUGCGUUGCCGUUUGUUGCUCCAUUUGCCGACAUCAAAGGUUACAUCACUUCGUAUCUAAAUCACGUGGCAAACCAUAACAGUGUUGAAACGGUCGUGCACAAUGACGGACGCGGAAAAAUCGCUGAGAAAAGUGCUCGAGGAAAUCGCGGGCAGAAAUAACAUAUGUAAUUACAAAGUGAAUAUUAAGGGCUUCACUAGUGGCGGAGCGAAUUUUACAUCGGCCAUAUUUUUCGCGACCAUCUCGUCACCGUACACGGACGAUCUGAAUCUCUUCGCGAAGGUGGCAGCUAUAGGGGAAAAGAUCCGCAAGAAAUCGUACAUGGACUCUAUGUUUAAAACUGAACAGCUCUUUUACACUAAACUGGUGAACACAUGGGACGGUUUCCAGAAGAAAUACUCCGUACAGGGAGAGGAUCGGUUUAUUUUUCCAAAAUUUUACGGCGGUAGUCCGAUUCGCGGGGAGGAGACCAUUGUAUUGGAGAACUUGGUGACACGUGGAUAUGAAACUCACAAUAGAUUGACAUCCGUCGAUUGGCAGUACGCCUCCGAAGCCAUCAAGGUACUGGCAAAAUUUCACGCUUUCUCAUUUGUUUUUGAAAGAGAAUGCCCAGAUGAAUAUGUUAAAAUAUGCAAUGAAUUAGUGUUCAAGUUUGGUGAUCAGGACAAAGAUGAAAAUGUUUGGGAGAAAAUGAUCGGGAAUUCGAUACAGGUGUUAAACGAAGACCACAGGGGAAGAGUUAUGAAGUAUUUCAAGUCACAAUCGGACAUGAAGAGUUUUUUGAAAUAUUAUGAACCUAUUGGAAAGCCGGUAUUAAUUCACGGGGACUAUCGGCCGAGCAACUUGUUGAAUAAACGGCAGGGUGACUCUCUCCAAAUUGUGCCAGUCGAUUACCAGACCAUCCGUGCUGGUAGCCCCGUCUCGGACCUAAUCUACUUCAUAUUUGUGGGGUCCGACCAGAAGUUCCGAGCCAAGUACUACCACCAGCUCAUCGAACACUACUACGAGCAGCUCUUCUUGGCGUUGGCCAAGUUCAAUAUAAAAGCAGACGAGGUCUAUUCAAGGGAGACGUUCAAUAGUGAAUUAAAGGAGAUGCUGCCAUUUGCUGUAAUGCUUGGUGUGUUAGUUCUGCCAGUUGUAACGGUGGAAGCCGAAAACGCCCCGCGGAUGGAUGGAGACGCAGACUUCAAUAAUUUUGUUCUGACGCCAAAUGAGCUAUUCGCUAAGAGAUUCACCGAAUUGAUCGAAGACUGUAUUCAGUAUAAAAUCAUUUAGCUAAAAAAAAAAGAAAUAGA
Molecule: messenger RNA, 1402 nt
Organism: Galleria mellonella (greater wax moth)
Lineage: Eukaryota; Metazoa; Arthropoda; Insecta; Lepidoptera; Pyralidae
Exons: 3
Coding region: 210-1382 (390 amino acids)
Source: RefSeq, a predicted model, not a curated record